AUGUGCGCUGUGUCGGAAGCGGUUCGUGCGUUGACGCCGAAGGCCAAACCGUCACCGCACGCAAAGCGAUGGUGGACAGCGGACCUAACGCAACUCCGUCAGAUAUACACACACUGGAGAAACCACGCCCGCUCGGAAAGACGCGCAGGGCGAAAGGUGCCACAGCUAGAGGACAUGGCCGCAAGCGCCGCGAAGCAAUACCAUGAGGCGAUUCGGAAACAAAAGAAGAAACACUGGAACGAGUUUCUGGCCGACAACGACAACAUCUGGAAAGCUGCCAAGUAUCUGAAAUCAGGGGAAGACACAGCCUUCGGGAAGGUACCGCAGCUCAGAGCAGACGGAACGGUUACCACCGAUCAUAGGGAGCAGGCAGAAGAACUACUAACCAAAUUCUUCCCGCCGCUGCCGGACAGCAUUGACGAUGAGGGAACCAGGCCACAAAGAGCGCCGGUAGAGAUGCCGAUCAUCAUCAUGGAAGAGCCAUAG
This is a messenger RNA of Penicillium daleae, 486 nucleotides long. Its product is annotated as reverse transcriptase. The transcript is spliced from 2 exons. The record is from RefSeq and is a predicted model, not a curated record. NCBI's taxonomy places the organism in Eukaryota, Fungi, Ascomycota, Eurotiomycetes, Eurotiales, Aspergillaceae. Bases 1 to 486 code for a protein of 161 amino acids.